CGUGCCGAUCGUUCGUCAGUGAGUGCUCAUCUUUCUUCCAGAGGGUCUCCAUGAUAGGGUUAAUCUACAGAGAAGCCGUUUUUUCAGAACCAGCCAGUAGGGUUUCCGCGAUUUCCUUUAUCCGUGGAAUCACGGUUUACAGAAAGAGGUCUUUCAAUUAUUUCACUGAAUCAGAACCCGUGGGCAAUCUACCUCGGCAUCCCCCGUACGAAAAUUGAAUUGAAUUAGUCAAUCGCUGGAUGCAUUUAUUUUAAGGAUAGAUGGAGCUUUCUCUUUACACGAGCUGAUUCCAAACACGCGCUGGGUUGUCCUUUAAAUCUAUCUUUUGAGAUGAUGCGAUAGUGAUUGUCCUCAAUUGCGCUUAGUUUCUGGCUAAUCGAAGAGGCUGUAGUUUGAAACCAUGGAUGAAAACGCGUGGGCUUCCUUCCGUAUGUAGCAGUGAAAACAGACAACUUAAACAAACUGAAAAAUUAAAGGGACAACUUUUACUCACAGAAAAACAAAAGAUAAAAUAUUUGUUUCGUGGGAUGCUCGUGACUGAAGUAGCGGAAGAUUCCCAGUGGGCUGUGGAAAAAGCUCCAGAAUAUGGGCGCAAAUCACUCCCACAAAACUCCUGUGUUUGAUGAGAAUGAAGACGUUAACUUUGACCACUUUCAGAUCCUCAGAGCCAUUGGGAAGGGAAGUUUUGGGAAGGUCUGCAUCGUGCAGAAGAGAGACACCAAGAAGAUGUACGCCAUGAAGUACAUGAACAAGCAGAAGUGCAUCGAGAGGGACGAGGUCCGGAACGUCUUCAGGGAGCUGCAGGUCAUGCAGGGCCUCGAGCACCCCUUCCUGGUCAACCUCUGGUACUCUUUCCAAGACGAGGAGGACAUGUUCAUGGUGGUGGACCUUCUUCUUGGGGGGGACCUGCGAUACCACCUACAACAGAAUGUACAUUUUAAGGAGGAGACUGUGAAACUCUACAUCUGUGAAUUAGCUCUGGCCUUGUACUACCUGCAGUGUUGUCAUAUCAUCCACAGAGACAUAAAACCUGACAACAUUCUCCUAGAUGAACACGGCCACGUGCACAUCACAGAUUUCAACAUUGCCACUGUGCUGGGGGACUCAGAGAAAGCCACAUCCAUGGCUGGGACCAAGCCCUACAUGGCUCCAGAAGUGUUCCAGUCCUUUAUAGAUGGAGGUCCUGGUUACUCCUAUCCUGUGGACUGGUGGUCUCUAGGGGUGACGGCAUACGAGCUGCUACGUGGAUGGCGGCCGUAUGACAUCCACUCCAGUACUGCGGUAGAUGACAUCAUCAACAUGUUCCGUGGUGAGCGUGUGCACUACUCCUCCACAUGGUCCAAGGGCAUGGUAUCUCUGCUCAGGAGGCUCCUCGCCAAAGACCCCGAGUGCCGCCUCUCCAGCAUGGCCGACAUCCAGAACUUGCCCUACCUGGCCGACGUCAACUGGGACGCCGUCCUGGAGAAGGGCACGCCUCCUGGCUUCGUCCCAAACAAAGGGAGGCUGAACUGCGAUCCUACCUUUGAGCUGGAGGAGAUGAUUUUGGAGUCCAAACCGCUACAUAAGAAGAAGAAGAGGCUGGCAAAGAGCAAGUCACGUGACGGAAACAAAGAGGCCUGCCCACUGCCCGCCCACUUGCAGCAGUGCCUGGAAACAGUGCGUGAGGAGUUCAUCAUCUUCAACAGAGAGAAACUGAGAAAACAGGCCCCCGGUGUCCAAGAGGCCAGCACGGAGAGCCGGCCGGCCUCACCCGCCCCCACGAAAAUGGAGGAGGGGCACAACAAUAACACAGUCCAGCCUUCAGAAGAGACUGCUGUCGACAACAGCUAGGCUGACAAGGCCGCACGAGGGGUGACGAACCUUUUGAAAAAAAGAAACAACGGCAACUGAAAAAUGGGCCCCUCCAGCCGUUCCUGUGCAUGUGAUCCCUUUUGCUACAACGAAGAAAAAAAUCCAGCGAUACUCAAACUGAUUACAGUGUGAAGGCGAAUGAUGUCACCCAACCUGACCGGGACAUCAUAUACUUUGACUAUGACAUCACCCAGCAGGCCAUUGCUUAAUUCCAAGCUGCGUGGAGAGAGAUAAAAAAAAGAAGUAAAAUUCAUUAGUUACAAAGUUUUAUUUGGCACCUGAAGCCGAAGCCACCAUUUUCUAUUGACCAAAUACUGCUUUUCGCGUAUGACUGUGUUUCUGUGAAAAAAGACUGUGUGUGUGAACUUCAUGUUUUUGGUAAAACACACAUUCUCUGUCAUCACACUAUGACUACCACAGCAAGUUCCCCUUCUAAAGAAAUCGCUUUCACUGUUAGAAAAUGGCCUUUUUAAAUCGACCAAGAUGGGGGGGUAAGUUGUGCAGAAAUUAAAACUACUUCCAAUUGCCUUAAUGCACAUUUUGACUUGUUUUGCAUUUUUCCAAAUUGCCGCCAAGUUAUACUUUUUUUAUAAGGUAGACUAUUUCCAUGUGCAUAUGCUAAUGUUCAUAAGGCACUAAGAACAAAAUUGCGACUCACGCAAAUGGAAACAUACCUACUAUGUGGCAUACACCCACACUGUUUACUGAGUGAAAAAAAUAUCGAUGCCAAAGCCUUUUUGUCCAGCACCAUAAAUUACAAUAAGAGUGAAUCUAUGAGUCUAUCUAUAAUCUAAUGCAGAGGACAUGACAAUAUGAUUAUUUAUACUGGAUAGAUAACACAGUAUACACAUUCAUUGGCUUAUAAUACAAGCAAUAUAUCUGUCAAUUAAUUGACAGCUCAGUAGCAUUACCUUAGUGAAUGUAAAUAUUUACAUUUGGUUGCAAGUCUGGAUUUAUAUUUCUAACAUUUCGGUAUAUAACAAGAGUUAUUCCAUGCUGAAAACUUGAUUUAAAAUGAAGGACUGAUCUCUAGCUUUGGAGGAAACCAAUAUGUUCCCCAUACUGUGUCUGUGUUUGUAUGGCCAAUUGUCUUCUAUUGGUUUCAAUAGCAUGAAGUAGCUUGACAAAAAAGUAUAUAUCUCCUUCCCAGCAUCCUCAGCCUUGUUGAGGUGGUAGUAGCUCUGAAUUGCCAGAAUAAAGUAAGUCUUACUACUGUACAUCUUUCCCCCACACUCUGUGUACAUGUUAAUAUAACAUUUCUAAAAAUGAUUUUGUAUGUCCCUUUUUAGGAAAAAGUUUUUGAGAUACUCUUCUUCAUUUCCCCCUGUUCGGAAGGCCUUGAUGCACAAUUUGACCUGUUAUUACUGCCUCUCAGUAAUGUGCAUAAAAUAAGACACAGCACAAAGUAAAUCUAACAGCGUAUGCAAUUUAUAUUUCUCGUUCUGUUUUUUUUAUUUUUUUUUAUUACCAACUGUGUAGAAUGAAUCAUAUGGUCUUAUUUUCUCACCAAUCAGUAUCCUCAGAAGCAUGCUGCAUUCAUUCCAUUUAUGGUAAAAACUGAUGACCUCAGCACUGCUCCGAUUAUGUACGCGAGACAUUCAUUCGCGUCUCACGGGCCACUAAAUACUGUUGUCCUAUGUCCCCCUAAUUGGGGCUAUUUCUGCUAAAUGAGUUGACAUUUUCCAGUCAAUUUGAUGCAGAGCGCUUCGAAAGGCUGUAUGGUCCAAGGCACUGUACGGGGAAAUUGGAAAAACACUUUUCUUUUUUCCCUCCUUUCCACCAAACUUUGAGGCGGGAGAGCAUAGCUCUUUUUAUAGAACGGGCUGAGAACUGCAGGACCACCAAAACAGGUGGAGUUUCAGACCCCAGUGCCCCGUGCCCGUAUAAGGGUGAGGCGGAGCAGAACAAGGGGAACUGAGACUCAGAUCAGUUCUCCUGAACAGCUACAGAUCUGCUCCAGUCGCUGAUUAGUCCACUCUCGGCUGAACAAGAUGUCCGCAGACCCAGAGAUGGUCUCUCAAUCAUUAUCUACUGAUGAGGGGCACGGUGACUCGCAGUAUAUGGGGAGGUCAGCACACACCCACCUUACCGUCUGUGAAGAUGGAAUUUGAGAUGUCUCCGUGACCAUGCCUCUACUUUUUUUUCUUUGCAGUUUUUUUCGUGAUCUGCCUCACAAAUCGGUACUUCGGUAAUUUAUGUACAGUACAUCUCUCCCCUGAUACGCAGGCUUUAAUUGAGCAUAUAUAGCCAUGUUGCAGCCAGUUUUUCCCCCUCAGUAAACAGACUGCCAUUGUUUUUGUUCGGUCCCGGGGUUUGGAAUAUGUGUGUUUGUGCACUGGUGAGCGUAUUCAAAUUGUGCUCUUUAAACUUCCCAGCAGUGAUGUAGCAUAGCGAGAGCAAAGGUGGAAGCCAAUGGAGGUGCUGAACACAUGGCAUUGUGAAAUCAUGGCCUGUUAAUUUCCACACACAGAACAACGAGGUGAUCGAUUAGCACCGGCUCAUUAACACCAACACUACAAGCUGUGAUUCAACCCAAUUAUCCGAGCCUCUGCACUUCAUCAAGUCUCUCCGUCUUUCCUUUCUGCGGUGUUCUCUGCAAUCAUUCAAACCGUACGGCUCGUGGAGCAUUCCACAUCCCAGUGUGAAUGCUUUAUAAGGCUGCCAAUUUAAUCCAGUGAGAUCAUUAAAUCCCAAUGAAAAUCACAGUUAAAUUCAUUAAAGGGACAGGAUAUGAUUAAUCGCACAGUUACUCCUACAGUGUUCUUCACCCUAAAUACCAACAAGUAUACACAAAAUCGCAAAGAAAGAAAGAAAGAAAAUGGCCGCACUUGACACAGGUGAUGAACCCUCAGUCCCAACAGGACAAGGACCCAGACUCUUCUUUCUUCCAUUUCACUUUCAUCUUCAGCGAUGAAGAAUCAGUGCGGGAUGUAGACAGUCUCCAAGCUUUCUUUAAUCUGUGCAUAAAACUGGCGCGAGUAAGAUCAGAAACAGUCAAAUCAGCUGAUAGGACCUUCAGGCAACAUACUGUGGCUCUACAGCACCAGGGCUGAGUUACCUUGAAGAGGGGUUACAUUGUAUUACAAGGUUACAAUAUGCUCUACAUCUCAUCUAACUGAGUACAAAUUUCCAUUGACUGUGGAAACAUCAGAAUAAAGUUGGGGGGGUGGGGGUGCAGUCAGUUCUCAGGCCCAUUAUUAUUAGGGCAAGUUCUCCCAAUCCCCCACCACCAUUUUGUUUUUUUUUUUAUGACUCACCACUGUCCUGCAGCACCUUGUGGGGAGGGCGGGGGGGGGGUGUCUGAGUGAGGAUGACUGGCUCCCUUUGCGGUAGCGAGCCGGAGGCAGGCUGACCUCUCCCAAAGGCCCCCGGAGAACGCAGACGGCUGGAAUCGCAAACAUCUCCUCAAAUGGCUUCAACAUCCUGUGAUUCAUUCACAACCAUGCAUUGCUUAGGGCGGCAGGCAGUCUCUCUCUCUCUCUCUCUCUCUCUUCCACUCUCUUGUUCUCCUCUCUCACUUCUCUCUCAUUUGUGUGUGUGCUUUUUCUCAUCCCCUCUCUCUCCUUUCUGCGUGUGCUUUUUUCCCACAACCUCUGGAGAACAAUCAGAGAGUAUAUUAAGUGCUCUUGAAGACAUGAGUCCAAGGUGCGUUCAUGGGCCACUCUCUUUGUCUUGACAUUGUGUAAUACACAAUAGUAAAACAUGGAGAGGUCAGCAUAGAAGCCUUGGUUUUCUCCGUUAUAACCCAAGCUCUGCAUGUUCACGCUUGUUAUGGCUGUCUGAGAUUGGACUGGACAGUCACAAAAUAACUCUAACUAUGUUCAGUUCUGUUGAUGAGAAAAGAUACAUGCGCAUUAUUGUACACUAACACACACACACACAAUUCUGUCCUGUGCUUGUAAAAGAAAGUGUUGUCCCAUAGUAUGUGUGUUAUCAUUUGGCUGUGGGAACAGUUGUUUUGUCAGACAUUACACCGAUAUUACGCUGUGUGACACAAAAUAAAAUAAAAAUUAUGUUUUCUUGCCAGGAAGCUGGUUUGCUGUUGUGUGUGUCUGACAUGUUCUGGAACAUCAGUUCACAGUUUUCUGUAUUGUCUGUUUUUCAUUUUUAGUUCAUUACCAAGCACAAAGACAUGGAAACAUAGAAGGUAAUAUUUUUCAAUGAUAUUAAAAUCUGAAUGAUGUCUAAAAUUCAAGGAAUAAAAAAAGAUCCUACUUCUA
This is a messenger RNA of Anguilla anguilla (European eel), 6071 nucleotides long. Its product is annotated as serine/threonine-protein kinase 32B-like. Gene Ontology annotation, molecular function: G protein-coupled receptor kinase activity; ATP binding; G protein-coupled receptor binding. Bases 586 to 1830 code for a protein of 414 amino acids. The record is from RefSeq and is a predicted model, not a curated record. Gene Ontology annotation, biological process: regulation of signal transduction; G protein-coupled receptor signaling pathway; protein phosphorylation. The transcript is spliced from 12 exons. NCBI's taxonomy places the organism in Eukaryota, Metazoa, Chordata, Actinopteri, Anguilliformes, Anguillidae.